Meloidogyne enterolobii is the source of this 1625-nucleotide messenger RNA. Lineage: Eukaryota; Metazoa; Nematoda; Chromadorea; Rhabditida; Meloidogynidae. The record is from the annotation of a GenBank genome assembly.
UUUAUUUUUCUUUUAAAAUGAACCUUUCGAAUGCUGGCAUAAUUCGCCAAAAUAGUUCAACAUCAACACGCCAAUCUUCUGGAAGUGGUCAGCAACAACAGCCACCAAUAGCGGGAAGCUGGCGUUGUGAGGUUUUUGUCGAUACUCCAAUAACGCGUGAACUAAUGCAUGGUCCUUUGAACAUUCAUCUUCCGCCGCUUCCAUUACCUAGUGGAUUAACAACAUUUAUGGAGCAUUUGACUAAUAAUACUCAACAAGGUGAACAUCAGACUGCUUUAGCUGCCGUUACAGAUGUAUCUUUAGACGAGCAAAGGCCGCUUCAGCAACCACAAAGUCCGACUUCGGUGACUCCAACCCAUGGGCGCGCACAUUCAACACCAGCUGCGUUAAACUCCAGUGAUGGCUCAAGCAAUGGCAGUGGUAGCUCAUUUGUCAUAAACAUGGAAGACGAUUUGUCUCGUGUAACCAAUCAACUCCAUCGAAGACGUUCUUCAUCUCCUCUAAGAAACAUGCAUAAUGAUGCUGCUUCAUCUAAUGGUGUUAUUCCUUCAUUCUCUCCCCAACUUACCCAACGUACUCCCACAAGCAAUGCAGCUACCGGGGCAAGACAAGAAGGGGAUGAUCAAAAUGCUGUUACUACAGUUGCAGUCGCGUCAGGCGCAUCUGACGCAAGUGGGGGAAGCGGUGAUUCUGAUGAGGAUGAAGAUCCCACUCUUCGCAACUUGAGGAACCGUUUUCGGCAGUUGCUUAGAAGGCGACAUCAAAUUUUGAGAAAUUUUAUUCAACAAAUGGGGGAGUUUCCGAGUUUGUAUGUUUUCGGUGUUCUAGUCUGUUGGACUCUUGUGAUAUUAUCUGUUUUACUCCAAUUUUUCACUAUCGAAUUUACUGCUUGCCUUGCACUAUUAUUUUGCUUCUUUCAUUAUUCAGAUGUGGUGGCUUUUAAAAGAUAUAUCUCUGGUACGGGUAAUGGAUGGUUUAUUGGCGGCAAAAUCGCACUUCGUCAAUUUAUGGUUCUUCAAGUGCUUGGACAAUCAUCAUUUGUUUUUCCAGCUGCGACGUUUAGGGAAACAUCUGUUUCAUUUAUUAAUAAUCCAUCAUUUUGGUCAACGCUGUACAUUGUAUUGGUUACUGAGUAUUUCGUUCUGGAUUGUUUACUUGCUGCAAAACUUUUGGUGGCAAAUUUACCAAAAUGUUCUACUGUUUAUAAACGAAGAUUAUAUCAAUGGUUAGAAUAUAGUGGUGCGCUUUAUCGCUUUGCGCUCCCAUUUGUUCAAUGGAAUGCUUAUUUGGGAGCUCUGUGGUGGACUGUUGUUUAUGGCGGAAUUAAGAUUUUACUUUCUUUUGCUAUGAUUUGGGGUUGGAUUUUGACAACUCUUCGCAUUUUUCGUUUUACCCAUCUUGGGACUACACCGACUCCUUCUGAAUGUAAACAGAAUGAGAAUUGCACAAUUUGUUUUAGCGAAUAUACUUCGCCUGUUAAGCUCAAAUGCUCGCACAUUUUUUGUUCUGAAUGUAUCCGAACUUGGCUUGAUCGUGAACAUACCUGUCCUAUUUGCAGAACAAUUGUAACAAAAGAAGACAAUAAUUAUCGAAACGGAGAAUCUAUGUUUCCAUGUAUAUUCUGA